AUGCGGCGUGCCCAAGGCCCUGCCGCCGUGCUCGCCAUCGGCACCGCGAACCCGGUGAACUGCAUGUCCCAGGACGAGUUCCUGGACUUGUACUUCCGUGCCACACAGAGCGAGCAUCUCACCAGCCUCAAGGAUGAUUUCAGGAGACUUUAUGGGAAACUUAGCGUCCAGAAGCGCUACUUCCACCACACUGAGGAGGUGCUGAGUGCCCACCUCGAAAUCAUCGAUCCCUCGUCGCCGUCCCUAGAUACCAGACUGGAGAUCGUCAGGGAUGCCGUCCCAGAGCUUGCUGCAAAAGCCUCCGUCAACGCCAUCACCGAGUGGGGCCGUCCAGCAACCGACAUCACCCACCUCGUCGUCACCACCAACUCCGGCGCCCAUGUACCAGGCGUUGACUUCCGCCUCAUGGGGCUCCUCGGCCUGAGGCCGUCGGUCCGUCGCAGCAUGCUCUACCUCAACGGCUGCUUCGCCGGCUCUGCAGCGUUGCGCCUCGCCAAGGACCUCGCCGAGAACAACCGUGGCGCCCGCGUCCUUGUGGUCUGCGCUGAGCUCACCAUCAUGCUGCUCAGAGGCCCCAAAGAGGACUGCUACCAGACAAUCGUCGACCACGGGCAUUUCGGCGACGGUGCGGGCGCCGUCAUCGUCGGCGCCGACCCCACGACUAGCCCCGCCGAGCGCCCGUUGUUUCAUAUGGUAGCCGCCACACAGACGGUGAUACCAGAGUCGGAUCAUGCCAUCAACCUGCGCCUGACGGAAGACGGACUCCGGGGCUACCUCGCCCCGGGAAAGGAGGUGCCGGUGCUCAUCGGGGACAACAUCCAGCAGUGCCUCCUGGACUCGUUUGAACCGCUGGGCGUCCAGGUCAAGUGGAACGACCUCUUCUGGGCGAUGCACCCCGGGUCGGUCCCGAUCUUGGACCGGAUCGAUGAGGCGCUCCAGCUUGAGCCGGAGAAGCUGGCGCCAAGCCGCAUGGUGCUGAGAGAGUACGGCAACAUGUUUGGCGUGUCCGUCAUCUUCGUGCUCGAUGAGCUACGCCGGCGUAGGGAGAUGCAAGGGGCAGAGGCAACACCUGGCUGGGGUGUGAUGAUGGCAUGUGGGCCCGGGCUGACUAUCGAGACCAUGAUACUGCACGCAACCUAG
Messenger RNA from Triticum dicoccoides, 1140 nucleotides. Its product is annotated as bisdemethoxycurcumin synthase-like. Gene Ontology annotation, molecular function: acyltransferase activity, transferring groups other than amino-acyl groups. The transcript is spliced from 2 exons. The coding region runs from base 1 to 1140 and encodes 379 amino acids. Gene Ontology annotation, biological process: polyketide biosynthetic process. NCBI's taxonomy places the organism in Eukaryota, Viridiplantae, Streptophyta, Magnoliopsida, Poales, Poaceae. The record is from RefSeq and is a predicted model, not a curated record.